GCUCCUCAACUCCUUCUCGGUGGGCAGCGAACCCCGGCCGCAGUCCCCAGUCCGAGACGCAAGAUGGCGACAGACGCCUGACUGACUUUGGGGGGACAAGGAGAGGGCCCGAUCCGGGCUGUGGUGCUCCUGGUGAUCGCGUGGAACUCGCCGCCCGCGGGCUUGCUUGAGCGGAGUGUCUGGGUCGGCGUCCGGUGAGCCGCAGCCUAAUCGGUUCUCUGUAGAAUUGGCUCCCUUGCUAGUUGGGGGAAAAUGGCGAUGGCGCUGUUGGAAGAUUGGUGCAGGGGGAUGGAUGUGAACUCGCAGAGAGCUCUGUUGGUUUGGGGGAUCCCAGUGAACUGUGAUGAGGCUGAAAUCGAAGAGACCCUCCAGGCUGCGAUGCCCCAGGUACCCUAUCGGGUACUUGGGAGAAUGUUCUGGAGGGAAGAGAAUGCGAAAGCAGCCUUAUUAGAGCUCACUGGCGCGGUGGAUUAUGCCGCGAUCCCCAGGGAGAUGCCGGGCAAAGGAGGGAUGUGGAAAGUGAUUUUUAAACCCCCUACGUCGGAUGCUGAAUUUUUAGAAAGGUUGCACCUCUUCCUAGCUCGUGAGGGGUGGACCGUGCAAGAUGUUGCCCGUGUCCUUGGGUUUCAGAACCCCGCCCCGGCCCCGGCCCCGGCCCCAACCCCGGGCCCCGAAAUGCCAACCGAGAUGCUCAACUAUAUCUUGGAUAAUGUGAUCCAGCCUCUUGUGGAAUCCAUAUGGUACAAGAAGCUGACGCUGUUCUCGGGAAGGGACAUCCCCGGGCCUGGAGAGGAGACCUUCGACUCCUGGCUGGAGCACACCAAUGACGUCAUAGAGGAGUGGCAGGUGUCUGACGUAGAAAAGAGACGAAGGUUGAUGGAGAGUCUUAGGGGCCCCGCCGCGGAUCUCAUUCGCAUCCUCAAGACCAGCAACCCCGGGAUAACCACCGCCGAAUGUCUGAAGGCGCUGGAGCAGGUGUUUGGAAGCGUGGAGAGCUCUAGGGAUGCGCAGGUCAGGUUUCUGAACACUUACCAGAACCCGGGAGAGAAGCUCUCCGCUUACGUCAUCCGCCUGGAGCCCCUGCUGCAGAAAGUAGUGGAAAAGGGGGCCAUCGAUAAGGAUAACGUGAAUCAGGCCCGUCUGGAGCAGGUCAUUGCUGGGGCCAACCACAGCGGGACCAUCCGAAGACAACUCUGGCUGACAGUGGCUACAGAGGAACGGGCCCCAAACCUCUUCCAGUUGCUGGUGCAGAUCCGCGAGGAGGAGGCCAAGGAGGAGGCGGAGGAGGCUGAGGCCGCCCUUCUGCAGUUGGGACUAGAGGGGCACUUCUGAGGCGCCGGAAAGGGGUCGGUGCAGACCUCGCACACAGCUGCUUUCCUUGUCCCUAACAGGUGUGUCCUCAGUAGUAAAAAGACCUAGCUGUGUUCUGUUUUUGUUGUGUUUUUCUUUUGUGGGGAGAGGGAUUUGGGCAUUUUGGCCUGCCUGUUCGUGUGAUUUUGCUAAAAUCGCUCAAAGAGCACCAGGGCUGCUCUAAUACUAAUGGGUUUGCUGGCUGCACUGCAAGCUGUCCCGGGUCUUGAGAAAUGUGAACCUGUGACUCCUCCCAUUCAGAAACUGCAUGUGCAGAUUCAGGAAAUGUCCAGUAAACAUGUGAACUGUUACACUGUCACCAAUAGUGUCAUUAGUUUGUAUUGAGUUAUUUGUAAUUUGCUCCUUGUGUACAUAGUAAUGGAACGAAAUCAUUUCACUUGACAGUGCAGAUUUCUAAUUUCUCAUCUUUAAAGAGCUGAGUCAGUAUAACUGAAGGUUCUCUGAGACUACAAAAUGGGGCCCUGGAAAGGUAUGGCAAGUGUGGAGUCGUACACCGUCAGGCAUGUACCACAAACAACAAUCAGGGGGAGAUUGGGAUGAACCAACUCCAGUAAUCCAUUCCCCUUUCCUAGUCCAAUCUUUGUCAAAAAUAGUUCCUGUUCAUGCUGAUUUUAAGUCUUCUAAAUUUGAAGUUAUUAAACAAGUGUAUUAGAAUAAAAUAUUGUAAAAAAUC
This is a messenger RNA of Ochotona princeps (American pika), 2044 nucleotides long. It is a transcript of the gene PNMA1, whose product is annotated as PNMA family member 1. The transcript has a single exon. Bases 253 to 1332 code for a protein of 359 amino acids. The record is from RefSeq and is a predicted model, not a curated record. NCBI's taxonomy places the organism in Eukaryota, Metazoa, Chordata, Mammalia, Lagomorpha, Ochotonidae.